Trichosurus vulpecula (common brushtail) is the source of this 327-nucleotide messenger RNA. Its product is annotated as ubiquitin-like protein 5. Lineage: Eukaryota; Metazoa; Chordata; Mammalia; Diprotodontia; Phalangeridae. The record is from RefSeq and is a predicted model, not a curated record. Bases 8 to 229 code for a protein of 73 amino acids. Gene Ontology annotation, biological process: protein modification process; mRNA splicing, via spliceosome. Gene Ontology annotation, molecular function: protein tag activity; protein binding. The transcript has a single exon. Gene Ontology annotation, cellular component: cytoplasm; nucleus.
GAGAGCCAUGAUCGAGGUUGUAUGUAACGACCGGCUGGGGAAGAAGGUCCGUGUGAAGUGCAACACGGAUGACACAAUAGGAGACCUGAAGAAACUGAUUGCGGCUCAGACGGGCACCCGUUGGAACAAGAUUGUUCUGAAGAAAUGGUACACAAUCUUCAAGGACCAUGUUUCCCUGGGUGACUGUGAGAUCCAUGAUGGAAUGAACCUGGAGCUUUAUUAUCAGUAGGAGCAGUGGGCCUGCCAAUUCUGCAACCCACCCCCCAUUUUUAAAGUCUCGCUAAUAAAAAUAAUUUAAAUGCUAAAAAAAAAAAAAAAAAGGCAAGU